GAACAUCUAAUACCAGUCGGGUUCAAGGCUCCUGAAAAUGAAGAAAAACACCGUCGUUGUCGGCAUCCUGGCACUUGCAACUGUUCAAGCGGCCAGUAUCCCGUCAUCAAACAAGGAAGCACCACUUCAAGUACCUCCUGGUCCCGCAUCGGAUAUUGCAGAACAUACGGAGGUUGAGAAACGUCCGCAUGAUGCUGAGAUUAAUAUCAAUGACGCCACUAUUUCAGAUGUUGUGAGGUCGAAACGUCAGUUUGGAGGUUUUGGAUUUGGAGGUUCAGGUUCCCAAGCUGCAGCAAACAGUUAUGGAGGAGGGUACGGCGGGGGAGGCUACCCCGGUGGAUUUGGUGGAUCUGCUUUUGGAAGCCCUGCUGGAUACCUUGGCGGUGGUGGUGGUGGAUUUGGUGGAAUAGGACCAUACGGAGGCAUGGGCCUAGGAUUUAGUGGAUCCAGUGCACAGAGCUCUUCAAGUGCUUUUGGAGCUGGUGGCGGCCUCUGGGGCUAAAAAAUUUGUUUAUAUGUAAACUAGAGACUAUACGUAACGUCUUCAAUAAUUCUUGGAUUCUUUGAUGCUAUAUGCGAGAUAUCUCGGUUAGAAGCACUGCCCCUCCAGGUAUGGACUUAUUUGUUGCAUAAGAUGAAUGACUGAAAAAUGUCCCGUCAUCUUUCAACGAUCUGUGGUUAUUCAGAAAUGUAAAUUAUACAUACAUGGAAAGUGUUAAUAGGUUUAUUAUUAUAUCAGAAUAUUUUCAUAAUGUCCAAAUGCAAUACCGUAUUUACCUGAAUAUGAUGUACAUUUUCACUAGAAGUAUCUUUAUGUAAAUUGAGUGCACGUUAUAAUCACGCAAGUUGAAAUCACCCCAUAAAUAAAAUCAAAUAUAAGAC
This is a messenger RNA of Zootermopsis nevadensis, 882 nucleotides long. RefSeq lists its product as uncharacterized. NCBI's taxonomy places the organism in Eukaryota, Metazoa, Arthropoda, Insecta, Blattodea, Termopsidae. The record is from RefSeq and is a predicted model, not a curated record.